Molecule: messenger RNA, 735 nt
Organism: Sphaeroforma arctica JP610
Lineage: Eukaryota; Ichthyosporea; Ichthyophonida
Exons: 2
Coding region: 1-735 (244 amino acids)
Source: RefSeq, a predicted model, not a curated record
AUGGUCGGGUGUUUUCUCAUCUCGCUGAUGCGGAGCUGGUGGAUUGUUGCGGACCGAUCUGGGCGAACAGAUUUGGACGAGAAGGCAUGGGAUAUGGGCGAUAAAGCCCAGUUGGCACAGGCACGGGCUGCUAAUAAGUGGCGAGUUGACGUGCCCGUGUUCAAUAUGGGACGGGUAGUUAUGUUCCGUCCCGCGAGAACCCCGCACAAAUCCCAGGCAGAUUGCGUAGGUCCGGUGGAUGAGGUCGCAUUAGAUCCGCCGGUGUACCAUAACGUGCGCAUGAGGGUUAGUGGCAAGUUAUAUAGUGUCCACAUUACUGACAUGAGAGCCUAUCGCAUACCCAUUGUUGAGCCAGAGCGGGGAAAAGCACAUCGUUGCCUAUCAGGCACGGUGUACACCAACUGGCUGAUGUAUGAGAGCCCGUUCAAGGACGCGGGUGACCAGGAGCGGCAGGGGAUAGUUCGUGCUUUUAGCACCAGUGCCGAAGCAGCUUCCUGGCAGAAUGGUGUCAACACGUAUUGGCAUCGGUGGGUGGCACUCACGCAUACCCAUCAGCAUCAGCGUACGGAGUCCUUGCAGGAGAGAGAUCCGGAGCUGGUGGCUCAGCAUAUUGGUGCGCGGUUUGUACCUGCUUGGCGUAGCGCAAUUUUCAGUAUCGCAGAAAGAAAUUGCUACAGUGGGGAGUUCGCAAGGAGAAUCGUGUUCGCCAGGUCUGUCAGCUCUAAGGAACGCUGA